AUAUCUUAAAACCUAUAUCAAAAACAUAUGGCCAAUCCUCAACACCAAAUUGACUUGAAACAAGCUCAACUUGUUGUGGUUAUGGUGCCUCUCCCAUUACAAGGUCACCUCAACCAGCUCCUUCAACUCUCAAGGCUCAUACUAUCUUACAAUAUUCCGGUCCACUUCGUCGGAGCCGCCACCCACAACCGCCAGGCGAAGCUUCGCGUUCACGGAUGGGACCCGCAAAUAAUCAACUCUAAUAUCCAUUUCCAUGACUUUGAAAUCCCAUCUUUUGCUUGCCCUCCUCCAAAUCCAAAUGCUAAAAAUAAAUUUCCUUCUCAUUUACAACCUGCCUUCAUCAGUGCCUCAUCUCAUCUACAAGAUCAUGUGUCCGCUCUUCUACGAUCACUUUCUUGCAAAGCAAGCAAGGUUAUCGUUAUUCAUGACUCUUUAAUGGGGUCUAUAAUUCAAGAAGUUCGGUUUAUAUCCAAUGCAGAAUCUUACACUUUUCAUAGUGUUUCUGCUUUUACUAUCUUUUUAUUUCGUUUAGGAAAAGAAAAUAAAUUGAUUCCAAAGAAUAUCCCCUCUCUUGAUGGGUGUUUUACCAAUGAAUUCUUGGAUUUUAUUUCUUGUCAAUAUAGUUAUCAAGAUUUCAGCUCUGGAUAUAUUUUUAAUACAUGCAGAUUAAUAGAAGGUGAUUUUAUGGAGUUAUUACAGAACGAACAUAAAACUUACUGGGCUUUAGGUCCUUUUAAUCCUGUUAAUAUACCAGAAAGAAACGAUUCAGAGCAAAAACAUUAUAGUUUGAGUUGGCUUGAUAAACAAGAAACGAACUCCGUAAUUUACGUUUCUUUUGGAACAACAACAACUAUGAGUAAUGAACAAAUCAAGCAGCUAGCAAUUGGGUUGAAGCAAAGCAACCAGAAAUUCAUUUGGGUACUACGAGAUGCCGACAAGGGAGAUGUUUUCGAUGUUUCCGAGCACGACAGAAGAAUCGAGCUACCGAAAGGAUACGAAGAAGACGACUUGGUACGUGGCGUCGGACUAGUUGUGAGAGAUUGGGCGCCGCAGUUGGAGAUAUUAGGGCAUCGAGCGGUGGGAGGGUUUAUGAGUCAUUGUGGAUGGAAUUCUUGUAUGGAAAGUAUUACAAUGGGAGUGCCGAUUGCUGCUUGGCCGAUGCAUUCAGACCAACCUAGAAAUGCUGUUUUAAUAGCUGAAAUUCUCAAGAUUGGUGUUUAUGUCAAGGAUUGGAGCCUUAGAAAUGAGGUUGCUACGGCAAAGAUGGUUGAAACUUGUGUCAAGAGAUUAAUGGCGUCCAAGGAAGGGGAUGUGAUGAGAAAGAGAGCGGGAGAGCUUGGUGAUUCUAUCCGGCGAUCGACCGGUGAUGGUGGAGUUACUCGGUCGGAGAUGGAUUCUUUCAUUGCUCAUAUUUGUAGAUAGGGGCGGAACUAAGGGGAGCAAAGGUACCGUUUAUUUUCAAUUAUUUUUUUAUUUAAUCUCUUCUUAAAGUUUGUUGUUCAAUAGGCUUAUGUACUGGUUAUUUUUUAUUUAAUGGAUCUUUUUAUAGGUGGAAAAUUGUAAUCAUGUCGUUUAAAUAAUAUAAUAUUUGUUUUUUAAGACGUGGUAUAUGACAUGUCGUA
Molecule: messenger RNA, 1622 nt
Organism: Mercurialis annua (annual mercury)
Lineage: Eukaryota; Viridiplantae; Streptophyta; Magnoliopsida; Malpighiales; Euphorbiaceae
Product: zeatin O-glucosyltransferase-like
Exons: 1
Coding region: 28-1422 (464 amino acids)
Molecular function (GO): UDP-glycosyltransferase activity
Source: RefSeq, a predicted model, not a curated record